CUUUCUUCGACGUUUCUGCCGCUGAUUCGGGAGAGCAGGGUUAACGAACGACUCUAGAUUCGAGUCUAACAGCCACUGCGGAGAGAACCUCUUCCGGCGUCCUGCAGGCGACAAGUGACUGAUUCGAGGUUCACAAUUGAGAACAAUAUACUCAAGGGUAAGGUCGUUCCCGGAUCUCCGUCCGAAUACGCCAGUUUAGGAGAACUCGUACUACAUAAACUGGAAAAACAUCCGGAAUUCGUAGGACAGGUUGAUGCUGUAACUGACGAAGCACGCACCUUCGAGAAGAUGCGGGACAGAAGCGUGAGAUGUGCUUUGUGGAUGAAAGCAAACGGUUUGCUCCCAGGAGACGUUGUUAUGAUUUGCGAUCACCAUCAUUUGGAUCUUGCAAUGCCGUGUUUAGCAGCCCUGUACCUUGGGGCCAUCUUCAAUCCCUUACACGUUGAUGUGACCGGAGAGGACCUUUACCGUAUGAUGAAAAUCACCACUCCGAAAAUGGCAUUCGUCAACGAAGAAUUAGCUGGAAUCUUUGCCGAGGCGAUUGAGAAAAUGACGGUAGACAUAAAACUUGUUACGUUUGGUCGACGUACGGGUUUUUUACAGUUCGAAAAAAUAAUCACUGAACAAAAAAUCGACGAAGUCCAGAACUACAGAUGCACACCGAUCAAAAGUUCUAAUGAAACUGCAGUAAUCGUGUGGACUUCUGGGUCCUCGGGUGUUCCGAAAGGUGUUGCAUUGCCCCACUCAGCUAUCCUGGGGCGUUUGAAGGGCCCUGCAGUUUACGGCGCUAAUGCGCUAAAUUUCACGAGUCUAGGAUGGCUGAGUGAAGUACUCAGCAUGCUCGAACCUAUAGUCACAAAUGAGACCAGGUUUUUAGCACCGACUUUCGAAGAGUACACAGCAUGCGCACUCAUCGAAAAGCUUAGAACAGUGAGCCUUUUCUUGAGCCCCUUCAUGAUCAAUAGAUUAAUAAGGUCAGAUGCCUUGGACAAGUACGACCUCUCCAGUCUUCGGCGCAUCAUUACCAGUGGAUGCAGUCUGUCGGUUGUGUCUCGAAAAGCCUUGAAGAAAAAGGUACCGCACGCUUUGAUCGCCGUUAUAUACGGCAUGUCCGAAACCGGUGGUGCUUUCUCAGUUCAGGAUAAUGAAUCGAAACCUACAUCAACUGGUGUUAUUCUACCGAAUCGCCAACUGAAAGUAGUUGAUCCUGAUACCGGCCGGGUACUGGGAGCCAAUCAAAUGGGUGAACUAUGUUUGAAGACUUGCAGCAUGAUGAAAUAUUACUGGAAGAAUCCGGAGGCUACAGUUAGUGUUCUUGACGAGGACGGAUGGUUGCACUCGGGUGAUCUUGGCUAUUAUGACGAGGAUGGGGAGAUUUUCGUCGUAGAUAGAUUGAAAGAUUUGAUCAGCUGCCCGGAAUAUAACGUAUGUCCAGCUGAUAUCGAAAAUGUGCUUCUAUCUCAUCCUGGAGUCAAGGAGGUAGCAGUUGUAGCCAUGCCGCAUCCUGUAGAUAUCGAGCAGCCUAUUGCUUUUGUGGUUAGAACCGAUGCAUCAAUAGUCGACAAACAGGUUACAGAGCAAGAGUUGAUUGACUUUGUCGCUGCAAAAUUGCCUGAUGGUAAACGGCUUCGUGGUGGUGUUAGAUUUUUGGAGCACUUACCGAAAACCUCAACCGACAAAGUUCGUCGCAGCGAACUACGGGAAUUAGCAAGACGUAUUGCGCUGACAUAAAAACAUCGAUUGCAAUGUUUGUAAUGUGUAAAGAAUCAGACGUUGGUUGUAACUGUAGUAUAAGCUCGUUUCGUUCAUCAAAGGCCGCUAAUAAAAUA
This is a messenger RNA of Neodiprion fabricii, 1829 nucleotides long. RefSeq names its product 4-coumarate--CoA ligase 1-like. Gene Ontology annotation, molecular function: long-chain fatty acid-CoA ligase activity. Lineage: Eukaryota; Metazoa; Arthropoda; Insecta; Hymenoptera; Diprionidae. Gene Ontology annotation, biological process: fatty-acyl-CoA biosynthetic process; long-chain fatty acid metabolic process. The record is from RefSeq and is a predicted model, not a curated record. The transcript has 7 exons. Bases 289 to 1731 code for a protein of 480 amino acids.